Durusdinium trenchii is the source of this 2586-nucleotide messenger RNA. Lineage: Eukaryota; Dinophyceae; Suessiales; Symbiodiniaceae. The record is from the annotation of a GenBank genome assembly.
CUUCUUCACCAGCACCUGGCAGAGCGCUAUGGCAGCGCCGUUUGCUUCACAUGCGUCCCUCCACGGCCCUACGCGUCUCACACGUCUGCCACGUGACGCGUCGUCGGGAGACGCCGCACGUGGCGUUUCGUUUGGAUGAGCCGCUUCUUCCACGGCGGUGGGGAGACUUGCUGGGCCUUGUGGCCGGAUGCGGAGUAAAGGCGGCGAAGCACACGAGGAGGUGCCGGGCACGGGCAGUGCGGGCGCUCGAGGAAGCCGAGAAGGGCGAGGAGUUGGAAGAGUUGGAAGAGUUGGAUGAGGUGGAAUUCGUCAUGAGUCCCGAACGGCAAGAGGCAGAACAGAUGGCCGACGAGCUCAUUGACGGCUCGGAGAUCAUCCGCUGCGGCACAGGCGUCGCGGAAGAAACGCCCUUGCCAUGUGUCGCCGUGUGCGGCGUUGGCACGCUCGAGGAGGAGUCCGUGGGGGCUGCGGUACAUCAAGAAUUCCAAGUUUUCAAAGGUGAUGGCCCUGAGGCGCCGGUGUGGUUCGACCUGCUGGGCGUGGUCCAGCGCAGCUGGGAGGACCUGGACCAGGCGAUGGCCAGAUGCCGCACCAUGGUGGUGUGUCCACCGUUAGGGCUGAGCGAUCGCCGCAAGGUCAAAGCGAUGAGAGAUGGUCUCAAGAUCUUGCUGGACAGCUGUCCAAGCGCCCUGAAUCGCAUCGUGAUCCUGAGCCAAAUUGGUGCUCAGGCAGGUGGUGGUGGUUUCAAUGUGGGCUCCUUCUUCGGCGUGGACUUCAAGAGUGGCAGCUACGGAAGUUUGGAGGACGAGGUCACCGUCUACGCGCGGAAGCGGCCGCCCAGUCAGCCCUUGAGCGUCCUGGUGGUCCGAGCUGGUGACCAGGACGUCCGGCCCGGUGUGGUGCAGGUGAGUCUCAACGAGGAGUCAGGCAAGACCUCGCCGGAGACGGUGGCGGCUGCCAUGUUCAAUGCAGUGUUGUAUGGAGUGAAUGCGAAUUUCACGGUCCUGGACCGGUGGCAGGGGCGCCGCAUGGCCUGGGGAGAAGUGCUGUUGCCCUGUGUGGGCCCAGAGGUGUGGCGGAAAGAGGUGCCGGAUGCGAGGAAGGCCGCUCUUUUCGUGCAACAGUGGGCCUCAACCUUCAUUGAUGGCUCCUUUCGCUUCGGCAUGAAGACGCCCAUGGAGCAGAGGCCAACGCCUUCGGGGUGCGAACUGCGCUUCCGCCCGGUGGGCACGCCCUCCGCAAAGACCAUGGAGGAGUUAGAUGAAGGAGGCUUGGAGUUCCUGGCGGAGCUUGCGCCAGAUGGCACUCAGCGGCUGCGCUGCCGCCGAGUGGCGUACAGCGCCAAGGCAGAGCCUCAGCUUGACCAGAGGUGUGCCCGUGCCCGAAUGCCUUUUGUGCUAGUUUUUGUGCUUAGAGCUCCAGCCUCCAGCAGGGAACCAUUAGGCUUAAGGCAGCCCUGAGGUGUUUGGGUGGUAUAACAACUGAGUCUGCCAGUUUAAGUGCAGGAAAAGAUAGAAAGACAUUGUCGACAUUUUAGGAGCUGCUGUUUUUUGGAAGGGCGCUCAACUCACUUCUGGCAUCCUCGUGCUCAUUUGGUCAUGCUCCUUGCACUUCAAGACUUAGGCUCAAGGUCAUAACUUUUGAUUAUUCUUCAAGAUCCAGCCCAGAACUUCCAACAGCAAAACUAAUUAAACUAAAGGAGGCGCAACCAACAACCAGAAGCAAGGAUCGAUGACAAAGAAGAAUGGAUAAUCCGGAGAUUGAACCCGGGGCCUCCCGCAUGCUGAGCGGGUGUGAUACCACUACACCAACUGCCCUUGCAUAAUUGGCCCCAGGCUUGCGGAUAGCAGAAACGCAUGUCAAAAAUAGAACGGCGACAAAGAGGCCCGGCAUGUUAAAGGAAGCGCGUGGUCGAACAAUUGACGACGCGCCGCUGACGUCAAGUCGGUUGGUUUUGUUUCAGACUUGACUAGACUUGACUCAGCCCGUGCCCAUCAAGCAGCACAUCAUGAGUUAUAGGCUCUAUUUACUGACCCGAAGCCGGAGCGGCUUUGGAUGUGAGGUGAUCAAAGCCAACUCGGAGCGAGCAUUGCUGCAACAGUUCCAGCGGGAUGCUUUGGAGUGCUAAUUUUGUCUAAUUUUGGUUAUUUUUGUGUUGGUCCCGGCUGCGUUUCCUUGAAAAGAAUGGUUUGGAACAUGUUUUUGUUUCAGUAGGGAAGUGGCCCUUGAGUGCAUGCCAGGACUGGGCCGAAGCUAUGGGGGAGUCCACAUGGACGAUCUUUUGAUGCGAAAAAAUCAAUGGAUUCGCUACCGUGUGGGUGGAUUUUGGAAUCGAUGUUCUACGUUGAUGGGAGAUGUUGGGGGGAAUCCAAACCCAGACAAGUUGGGAACAUAACGUUUUUCAUUUUUUGUGUGCAUGCAGCAUUUGUGUUUACAAUGAAUUGUUGAGGACACCAACCUCCUACCUGAAAGAGUUGUAUUCACAUGACAGGGCAACCCUUGUUCAAACUGACCGCCGUAUAUAGAUGGUUCCAAAUUUCAAGUCAAAAACCAGGUGAACCUUGUUGAAGGAAGGAAGGUUGCGCC